AUGGCAACCGUUAAGUACUGGAUCGUCGACAUUUUUUCCACCACGGCUUUCAAGGGCAAUCCCCUCGCCUUGGUGGACAACACGGACGGGUCGCUUUCCGACACCCAACUCAAGCUCAUCACGCGCCAAUUCAAUCUCUCGGAGACGACUUUCUUCUCAAAACCCACACGCCCGGGCGCAACGUAUAGACUGCGUUCGUUCCUGCCCGAUGGAAAGGAGGUGUUUGGCGCCGGCCACAACAUCUUGGGCGCUUGGUGGUUCCUAGCCGACUCUGGGCGGCUGGACCUCAGCAAGCCGGCGUCUGUAGAUGCUGCAACUGGAACCGAAGAGUUUACGGUGUUCCAGGAGCUUGGGACAGAAGUCUUGCCGGUCAAGAUUUUGCGCAAAAAGACAGCCGGAGGUCAUCAAGUUUCCGUAUCGUUGCGGCAGGUCUCGCCCGGAACGCAUGCGAAGCAUCCUGAUCCCGCCAGCCUGGCGGCCAGUGUUGGGCUCGCAUCGAGUGACGUCGGGGCCACCGUGAAGGCAGCGAAUGGAGGUAGUGAUGUGACGCUGGUGCCGCAAGUCAUGUCGACGUCGACAACCCGCCAUCUCCUCGUCCCGCUCGCCUCGGUCGACGCACUCAACAAGGUGAUUGUCCAAAAGGACAAGCUCCUGGAGCAACUCGCGCUCGUCGACAAGACGGCUUACGGCCUCUUCCUGUUCACGCCCGUGCCGCCGGCCUCGCAAGACACCCCUCAGACAUAUCGCGCCCGGUUCUUUAGCCCGGGAAUGUCGUCUGAAGACCCGGCAACCGGCAGCGCUGCGGGCCCGUUUUCGGCUUAUCUGUAUAACCAUAAGGCGCUGAAACUGGAGGGAGGCGAAGCAGCGAUCGAGGUGCAGCAGGGUCACAGGGUGGGGAGAGAGUGCGUCAUUCGCGUUGAGCUCAGGUCGAGCGGGGAUGGCGAAGGCGAAGCGUUGGACGUUGACAUCGUGGGCGGGGGCACGCGCGUGGCUGACGGAAGCAUUGCAGUUCCUGAUCAGUCGACGCAGUUCUGA
This is a messenger RNA of Purpureocillium lilacinum, 1035 nucleotides long. RefSeq lists its product as uncharacterized. NCBI's taxonomy places the organism in Eukaryota, Fungi, Ascomycota, Sordariomycetes, Hypocreales, Ophiocordycipitaceae. The record is from RefSeq and is a predicted model, not a curated record. Gene Ontology annotation, cellular component: cytoplasm. Gene Ontology annotation, biological process: biosynthetic process. Gene Ontology annotation, molecular function: isomerase activity.